Molecule: messenger RNA, 1344 nt
Organism: Benincasa hispida (wax gourd)
Lineage: Eukaryota; Viridiplantae; Streptophyta; Magnoliopsida; Cucurbitales; Cucurbitaceae
Product: thioredoxin-like protein AAED1, chloroplastic
Cellular component (GO): chloroplast
Source: RefSeq, a predicted model, not a curated record
GAUGUUUGGGUUGGAGCAAAGAGUGGAGAUCCGAGAAACUUCCCCACCCCUCCACUUUGCCAAGAGUGAUAACCUGGCGAUAGAUGGUUGGUCCGCUUAAUAUUUGGUUUAAAAUCAUCGCUACAGAAAAUUAAAUCUUCAUCUACCCGCCACGUUUAGCUUCAGCUCCAAAAUUCCUGCAUCGACGCCAGCCGCCGGCCGCUGAUUCCGGUAGAACUUAUGGCGGCGACUCUAUCGGCUUCACUUACUUACAAUUCUGCGCUACUACAAAGAAAAUCCAGCCAAUCUCCGCGUGGUUUAUAUAAUCUCCGUCAUCGAAACCUUCUCUUUAAUUCCAGUUUCUCGCACUGCAGCGAUACUGUAAAAUUCUCAUUUCAGCGAACUGGCGUCGUCGUCUCGGCAAUAUCUGGUUCUCCCGAACUUGGAUCGUAUGUGGAGAGUGGGAACACUGCAGAUUUACUGGAUUCGGUGAAGGUGUUUGACUUGAACGGCAAUGGAAUUCCGAUUUCCGAUCUCUGGAAAGACAGGAAAGCUGUUGUUGCAUUUGCGCGUCAUUUUGGGUGUGUCUUUUGCCGAAAACGUGCUGAUUAUCUUGCAUCCAAGAAGGACUUAUUGGAUGCAUCCGGUGUGGCUCUUGUGCUGAUUGGACCUGGUAGCAUUGAUCAGGCAAAAGCAUUCAAUGAGCAAACAAAAUUUCAGGGAGAAGUUUAUGCUGAUCCUGCACAUUCAUCAUACGAGGCUCUAAAUUUUGUCUCUGGGUUUACAACCACAUUUACUCCCAAAGCGGGUCUCAAGAUUAUUGAGCUAUACAUGGAAGGCUAUCGGCAAGAUUGGAAUCUUUCUUUUCAAAAGGACACUGUGACUAGAGGGGGCUGGCAGCAAGGUGGCAUCAUAGUUGCAGGUCCCGGUAAAAAUAACAUCUCUUACAUUCACAAGGAUAAAGAAGCUGGGGAUGAUCCAGAUAUCCAAGAAAUUCUCAAGGCUUGUUGCUCAUAAAGUUGAGAGGGAUUCUCGCACUGCACAGAUCCAGUGCCACCUAAGGCUGGCUUGCAAUAAGGUAGUGAUUAUGGAACAAAAAUACCCUGAAAUUAUAUAGCUCACUUGAAAAGAAAAAGUAGAGAGUAUAGUUUUUGUUAAGAGAGCAGUUAGUUUUAUACUCUGAACAGUUGGAACAGUGUGGAUGCCAUUGUAGAAAUGGAUCAUAAAGGUAUAGAAUCAGGUGUAUGAAAUUCAUUUUCUAUGUAACUUCAGAUUGGGCCAUAAAGUGUUUGAAUAAUUAUUGAAUCAUACACAAUAGUAUCAGAAGCAUAUUAUUGAUUAAGAUUCAAUAAAUAUUAAAAAUUA